Molecule: messenger RNA, 1740 nt
Organism: Penicillium macrosclerotiorum
Lineage: Eukaryota; Fungi; Ascomycota; Eurotiomycetes; Eurotiales; Aspergillaceae
Gene: mfs56
Exons: 3
Coding region: 1-1740 (579 amino acids)
Biological process (GO): basic amino acid transport; transmembrane transport
Cellular component (GO): fungal-type vacuole membrane
Molecular function (GO): basic amino acid transmembrane transporter activity
Source: RefSeq, a predicted model, not a curated record
AUGUUUUUGAUCUAUAAACAGAUAAAGAAACGGAACGAAAGAAAGAUAGCCGAACAAGCGAUCGAACCCCCAAGUGAAAAUAUCGCGGAUGAUCUUUUCGAGGAGCCCGAUACGGAGAAAGAAAGCAAUAAGAAGAAGAUUCAGACCCCUGAAGAGGCAGCAGAGAACAGAAAAAGAAGAGUAUAUCGUUGGAAGCUUAUUCUGGGGCUUUUCAGCCCUUUUUGCCUGCAAGCCCUCGACACAACUAUCGUCGCAUCUGCCCUUCCCUAUAUCGCAACCGAUUUCAAUCAAAUUAAACAGCUGAACUGGAUUAUUUCCUCCUUCAACCUUUGCUCAGCUGCGUUCUUAUUUUUUUGGGCGCAACUGACAGAUUUAUUUGGUCGCCAUGUCACUCUCCAGGCGGCCAUUUUUAUCAUGAUGGUCGGCUCAGCCAUCUGCACCGGGGCGCCAACUUCUGCCUUUAGUGUCCUUCUCCUUGGGCGUGCUUUGCAGGGGGUUGGUGCAGCUGGCGUGAAUAUUUCGAUUCGCACCAUCCUGGCCGACCGAGUGUCUUUGUCUGAAUAUGCACUAAACUGGACCAUAUUUGCCUUGGUUUCUGGGGUGAGUUUCAGCAUCGGGCCUGUGAUUGGUGGCUACCUCACCCAGGCCUCAUGGCGGUGGUGCUUUGCCAUCAAUCUUCCGAUUGCUUUCAUUGCGAUGAUCGUGGUGUUCUUUAUUCUUCGAAAAGAACUUCAAGGUCCUCAAGAUAUCCUACAAUCAGAAGAGCGCACUAACUCGCGAAUCGGUCGAUUCGUCGCCCGUAUUUCAACCCUCGAUUUCGGGGGUCAAAUGCUAUUUCUCUGGGGAUUUGGAUUGCUGAUUCUCGCUUUAACUUGGGGUGGUGGCAAUUAUUCCUGGAGCUCAGCAGCUGUUCUCGCACCAAUCGUUGUCGGCGGUAUUCUUUCCAUCGGCUGGGUCUUCUAUGAACGCUGCAUGGCCCCAGGUGCCGUUUUGUCUCGUAUCUUCCCACGCCAGAAAGCCAUGAUGCCAUGGGAACUGCUCUCGCAGCGUGAUGUUGGUCUUUUGUUCUUGAUCAACUUUUCCAUCGGAAUCGCCAUGUUCGCUGUUAUGUACUUCAUGGACUUAUAUUUUGCUCUUGUGGAAGGUAAAAGCUCUGGCAGUGCUGGCCUAGCUCUACUUUACUUUCUCCCAGGCCUUGGCGCGGGCGCCUAUAUGGCCAUGUUUUCGUCAAAUGUAUGGCCUCGACAGACAUUUCCCGCACUCCUCCUGGGUAGUCUGACGGCUGCAAUUGGGAUCACAGUCCUAGCAUGGGCCGUCCAUGCCUCAAAAACGAGCCUAAUAUAUGGCAUGAUGGCGCUGGUCGGUCACGGUGUUGGAAUUCGACUGAAUCCAGCGUCACUCCACGGGCUGGCAUACUUUCCAGCGAUGACGGCCCAGAUCUCAUGUUUGGUCUCUUUCGCCGUUCCAUUCGGUGGUCUUGUUGGAUUGACUAUUAUGUCUACGGUAUUCACAAACAAAAGCGGUGCCCACGAGGGAAAUCCCAGAAGCGGUAUCAUGUGGGCUUUCAUUGCCAUGAUUCCAUUCAUGUGGGUUUCUGUGUUACUGACUACAUUCCUUGGAAAUGUAUGGAUAUUGAAAGGGGGCAGUCAUGAGGUUGUGAAUAGGGCUUACCUCUGGAGUAUUGUUACGGGCAGGGGAUUAGAGAAGGAACGAAGAGAUCGCCUUGAUGCUGGAAACUGA